Microsporum canis CBS 113480 is the source of this 1200-nucleotide messenger RNA. Its product is annotated as TLD domain containing protein. Gene Ontology annotation, biological process: response to oxidative stress. Gene Ontology annotation, cellular component: nucleus. The transcript is spliced from 3 exons. Lineage: Eukaryota; Fungi; Ascomycota; Eurotiomycetes; Onygenales; Arthrodermataceae. The record is from RefSeq and is a predicted model, not a curated record. Bases 1 to 1200 code for a protein of 399 amino acids.
AUGUCGUCGACGUCAGGAAACAACUCUGGACAUCAAAGAGCAAACAACUCUAGAUCUCAGCAACAACAAGAGUCGCUGCAAUCAACAUCCUCCUACUUGGCCUACCCCGUUACCCAUGUUGUCUCCGGGAUCUAUCGACGGCUUACAGAGCCAGGUUCGCCGCCGUCGUCUCUUUCCCACCGGUCCCUCAACCCCAUGAGCAACUCGGCCGUUUUUACUCCCCCACGCCGCACUGCUUCACCGUUCCACCCACCGCCACUGACGCCGCUCACACUCGAAUCUUCCUCUUCAGACGUUUCGGACAGGCUCCUCACACGGUCGUUAGCUGAAGAAAUAAGACUGCUCGUUCCUCCUCGCCUCCAGCUCGUGGAUACAUGGAAGCUGGUAUAUAACCUCGACCGCGACGGUGCAUCUCUGUCUACGCUCUAUGAUAAAUGCCGAGAGCACUCAGAUAAAAGUCAACGCGCUGGAUAUUUGCUUGUCGUCCGUGACGCCUCAUCUUCUUCAUUUUCUGGGGUCGGGAAUACCAACUCUCCUGGCGGGGCUACGGGCGGUGGUUCAUUAUUUGGUGCAUAUCUUACGGAUCCGCCGCAUCCUGACUCUCACUAUUAUGGGACAGGUGAAUGUUUCCUCUGGCGGGCCAGUGCUCUUUCGUCUACCCCGGUGAUACCAGCUACCAUGACAAAUGGGAGGAAUACAAUGCCUGGGCAGUCGUUGCGUGAGAGCUUGGAACGAGCAGGUCUGCCUCCGCCUCCAAGUGCGGACACCUCCAAUAUCCGUGGAAGGAAUACAACUUUUAGAGGUGAGGCUGAGCCCAUUGAUGCUGCAAUUAAUGUGGGAAAUCGUCCGCUCCAAGCUCCUUCUACAGAGGGAGAAGAUAGGCCCAAUGGCUCGCCCAUCUCAGAUACACAGGCUAGAGCCAGCCCAGUCGCUAACUCCAGAGCAGGUGGUAGCAGAAGCGGUACCCAUACUCCAGAACACAUAAGAUUUAAAGCGUUCCCAUACAGCGGGGUUAAUGAUUAUAUGAUAUUUUGUGAGACUGGCUUUCUCAGUGUAGGAGGAGGGGAUGGACACUAUGGUUUAUGGCUUGAUGAUUCGUUUGAGAAAGGUGUAUCCAGCCCUUGCCUUACCUUUGGGAAUGAACCACUUAGCGACGAAGGAACGAAGUUUGACAUCCUAUCCGUUGAGUGCUCAGUUUGA